CAAACACACACACACACACACACCGCGGCGUAGCUAGCUCUCUCCAUCCUCGGAGGCGCUGGAUGGAAUUUUUGCUCUGUUGACCUUCACACGUAUUGGGGUUUGAACAGAGAGAGGGAGAAACAGAGGAGGGAAGAAGAAAGAAAGACAGGAAGAAGAAGAAGAAGAGUGUGUGUUGUGUGCUGAGUGUGUGAGGUGUUUUUUUUUUCAUUCCCGGGCCUUCUCUCUCUCUCUCUCUCUCUCUCUCUCUAGCUCUCUCAGUCUUUUUCAUUAUUUAUUUCCGUUAUUGAUGGUGGGAGAUUUCCGCGCGUGCACGAAUCGCGUGGUGACAUUUGUGACAUUUUGGGUGUUUUCCGAGCGCGCGCCAUGGCUCGGCCGCGACCCCGCGACUAUAAAGCAGGAGAUCUGGUUUUCGCCAAGAUGAAGGGAUACCCGCACUGGCCCGCGAGGAUCGAUGAGCUGCCAGAGGGAGCUGUGAAGCCUCCUGCUAAUAAAUAUCCCAUCUUCUUCUUUGGCACCCAUGAGACUGCGUUCCUCGGCCCUAAAGAUCUGCUGCCGUAUAAAGAAUAUAAAGAAAAGUUCGGCAAGUCGAAUAAGAGGAAAGGCUUCAAUGAGGGACUGUGGGAGAUCGAGAACAACCCCGGGGUCAAGUUCACCGGCUACCAGAGCGUGCAGCAGCAGAGCUGGUCGGAGGGGGAGGGGGCUGAUGCAGCAGACGGCAGCAGUGAGGGUGAGGAAGGUGAAUCCAUCGGAGAGGAAGAAGAAGGAAAGGUGAAGGGUGAAAAGGUCGGAUCGAAACGGAAAAAGACCGCGUCUUCAAAGAAGUCGAAGUUGUCCAGGAAGUGCUCAGCUGAGGAGGAAGAGGAGAAGGAUGGUAAAGAAGAAGAGGAGAAGAGAGACAACGAUAACGAUCUGCAGAACUCAGACAAGAAGACGUGUCCAGGGCAGAACCAGCUGCUGCGAGAGGAACAUUAGGUCCUGAAGAACAUCUGAUCAUGUUGUGGUUUGUUCCGUGCUGUUGGAAAUGUAACUCGCUUUGACAUCAUCAAAAUAAAAAAUAAAAUCAAAUAAAAAACAUUGUUAUUAUAAACUCACCGAUCAGUAAAUAAUAUUACAGCCACAAGUACAGAGAAAUUCAUCCACGUCUCAUCAGCAGAGCCAAGCUGAAGCUAAAGCACGUAGAGUUAAAGGGGCGGUAAGUCGUAUCCUCUAUUACAGAUGCAGGUUGUAAAGCUCUCCACUGGAUUCGAUUGAAGACAGUUUUGUCCUUCCAGCGUUCCAGAGUCAGUGUGUGAAGUGUGAAUUCGGCUGAAAUGUUGCUUACUGCCCCUUUAAUGUGCAGUGUUAAUUACACUUUAUCAGAUGUAAUAUAGUCAUCAGUUUAGCGUAAUGUUCUAGCUGUAGCUGUUAUAGCUGGACUGUUCGCCUGGAAACCAGCCCACUCUCUCUCCGUAAACCCUCUGACCUUUCACUUUGAACCCUGACCUUUCAGCCUGAACCUGAGCUUCCCAACGUAAACCUUGACUCUGUAUACUUUAGGGAUGCACCGAAAUGAAAAUUCUUGGCCAAAGUCAAAUAUAAUGAAAAACUAGGCCGAAUACCGAACACGUUUUUUCGCGUUUUUUCCAUUUAUUUUGACAUUUUUUUCACCAUUGCAUAAAUUAAAUAGUCAGAAUGUGCUUUUUACUAUUUUGUCUUGCUUUUCAAAGAAAAAAAUCAAUUACAAAAAUUACAAUUUCAAAAUAUUUAUUUAAAACUGAACAUUUUUUUUAAUUCCAGCAGGCAUAGGCUACCAACAAGGUACAAUAUAACUUUAAAUAAAUAAAUGAGUAAAAUUAAAAUAUUGUGAUGUGGUCAUCUUUGAGCCCUUGAAUAGCCGAUGUUCGGCCUGUAACUGACUGCUGAAAGAAUGGAACACUCUGUAGCCUACAACUAAAAGUGCAAUGACAAGAGUGCAAAACAGUGGAUGGACCCACAACAAAUGAAUUGUCCUAGACAUAUCUCUACUUCUUUAACGGCCAUUCUUACAUCUUUCUCUGACACUUUAAAAUGCUUCCACACUGCCGACAUGUUCGCUACAAUUAAAGCUCCGCGCGUCUCACUCUGGUUGCUGGGCUGUUUGGUCGCGCCAUCAAACACGUCAUUGUUCGGUCAAAUUUAUAUAAUUUAUUAAUUUAUGAAUAAUUUCGGUUGCCGAACGUUCGGUGCAUCCCUAGUACACUUUCACCUGAAUGUUUCAUUAAAACCCUGACAGUUUCCCCAACCUUUGUCCCAAAUGCUGACCUUUGUCCUUAAACAUUAACCUUGACCCUUCAACAUAACACUGGUCAUGUUUUUCUGCCUUUCUAUAAGCUUUUACUUUAACACUACCUUUUAAAUGUAAGCUCUGACCUUUGACCCUAACCCUGACAAUUUAACCCAGCCUUUUUUCCUUGCUAAGCCCUUAUCGUUAACCCUAAUGCUGACCUUUCACCCUAAUGUUGUUUUUCUUUCUACAUUAACUCUGACUCUGUCUGUAACCUUUGUUCUAACACUACCCUUUAAACCUAAACUCCUAUCUUUGACCCUGUCCUUGACCUUUCACCUUGACCUCCUUCUGAAACAUUUACAGUAAAAAAAACUUCCUUUUAAACCUUUGACCUUAAUCUUGACCUUUCAUCAUUUACCUUAAACUCUAAUCUUUGACCCUAGCCUUAAACCCUGACCUCUUUCUGUAACUCACCCUAACCCUACCCCUGUGCCUAAACUCUGACCUUUCAACUCAGCAUUUUUACCCUAAACCUUUACAUUUCUUGUUUUCCAUAACCUUUCACCUUUCACCUUAAUUUUGUUACCCUUAACCCUAAACUUUCACCCUGACCUAUCAGUCUAACUCUGACCUUUUACCCUAAACUGUCACCUUUUAUUUCAAUUCCUGAUCUUUCAUGGCACUCUACACUCUCUUCUUUGAUAUUUUAUCCUCUGACCUUUGACCCUGUCCAUGUCGUGUGUAUAAACCCGUGAAGGACAGACACAGAGAGAGAGAGAGAGAGAGAGAGAGAAGUAUAAAUAGUGGAUUUGAGUAACACACUGUUGAUGGUUUGAGUUCAUGUUGCUGUAGAAUUCGGGACCACGCUAACGGAUAAAUGCUCUUUUGGGUUUUUUAAAAUGUUCUUUUGUUUUUUUUUUUUUGUUGUUUUUUUUAUAAUUAAAGUGAAUUCUGGUUCCUGUGUCCGUGCGCUCGCUUGUUUCUUAGCUCUUUAGUGGCAUGCUGUCUGUCCUAUUAAUUCUGUAAGAUAGAAAUCAUUCGGAGAUUAGCGCUGAGUCUGAAGCAGGAGGUGUCUCCUACCGUUUAGCACUUCAUCACGUCAUCCCUGAACUGAAGACGCUCUUUUACUUCCUGAUCUGUGUUUAUAUAAAGAAUAUAUUCUAUUUAUUUUUGAUGAUGGUAGAUGAUACAUCUGUGGUAAAUGUUAGCGCGUUCACACGUCCUGAUUUAGUCACAUGACACGCGUUUCUGCGUCAGCGUGGGUGGAGCUUAAAGUGAUCCUAUGACACCAUCAGGGAGCCUGCUGGUACACACAGCCAACUUCCUGUUACAGUGCGUAACUACACUCGCACGUCAAGCCAAAGAGUAAAAAAAAAAAGUCUUGAGGUGAUGUCACACAAUCGAGUCCACUGAUUGGAUGAUGAGAUUAACCAUAAACCACGCCCAUUGUUAACUCAAAUCUGCCUGUCAGUGAGUAAAAUCAGGACGUAGAGAUCAUCAGUGUAGAUUUUUUGCCCCUCCUUAUCUUUGUUAUGCUCGUUACAGUUCUAUCUUACAUUUUCAACGUUUGUAGUUCACUGUAAACUGUUUUUCCUGUUUAUUCACAAGACUUUUACAGAAUAAAUUUGUUGGAAUGCACA
This is a messenger RNA of Ictalurus furcatus (blue catfish), 3888 nucleotides long. RefSeq names its product HDGF like 3 (gene hdgfl3). The record is from RefSeq and is a predicted model, not a curated record. Gene Ontology annotation, cellular component: nucleus. The transcript has 6 exons. Gene Ontology annotation, molecular function: transcription coregulator activity; double-stranded DNA binding. Bases 367 to 975 code for a protein of 202 amino acids. NCBI's taxonomy places the organism in Eukaryota, Metazoa, Chordata, Actinopteri, Siluriformes, Ictaluridae. Gene Ontology annotation, biological process: regulation of transcription by RNA polymerase II.